GCUGUGGGUUCGCUCUAAGCAGUGCUGUGUGGUGUGUGUGUGUGUUGUUGAGUAUGUGGGGUGUUGUGAGUGAGUGUGUAUGUGACGACCUGUCAUCCACGCAUCGUUAGCUAAUCGAUACGAUAUCUAAUUGGUGAUUGGCUCUUCGUCUGCCCUACAUUAUAACUAUCGAUAUUUAACUUUACUAUAUAAAAUCACCUCCCUGCGUCUGCUGGCAUCUGGAAGCUGUGCCGGUGCUGCUGUCGUAUCGACCAUGUCUACGAUGCAGGCCAGAUUCCCACGCACGAGUGUAGCCUCCUCCACACACGCGGUUUACUCUGGUGCGGUUCACGGCCAAUGCUCCGGCGUUCUGUCACGGCAAUACGGAGCUUACCAACAGCACCAGCAGCACCAGCAACAACAUCAACAACAUCCUCAAAGCCUCCUGCUGCACCACCACCACCACCACCAGCAGCAACAACGCCAUCAGCAGCAUCAGCAGGAGCUUCAUCAGCUCCAUCAUCACCACCACCACCAGCAGCAACACCAUCAGCAGCAGCAUGAGCAUCAUCAGCUCCAUCAUCAUCAGCAGCAGCAGCACAAAGAUCUGGUGAAGCCUCCAUACAGCUACAUAGCCCUCAUCGCGAUGGCCAUCCAGAACUCGGCGGAGGGGCGGGCGACCCUGAGCGCCAUCUACCAGUUCAUAGCGGAGCGCUUCCCGUUCUACCGCGACAACAAGCAGGGCUGGCAGAACUCGAUCCGACACAACCUCAGCCUCAACGAGUGCUUCGUCAAGGUGGCACGAGACGACCGCCGGCCUGGCAAGGGCAGCUUCUGGACGCUGGACCCGGACUCGCACAGCAUGUUCGAGAACGGCAGCUUCCUGCGACGGAGGAGGAGGUUCAAGCGGAAGCGGCGGGCUGGUGGUGAUGGUGGUGGUGGUGAUGGCGGUGGUGGUGAUGGUGGUGAUGGCGGUGAUGGUGGUGGAGGGUUCCACGUGAUGGAUCAUCGUCACACCGAUGAGGAGGCCUCCGAAUUGAAGCUCGCUCGGGCCUCAGUGGGGACUGCUGGUGGCCCGGAUCGUCCGCUGUCAUCCUGGUCAUCAUCAUCAUCAUCAUCCUCCUCCUCCACCUCGUUGUUAUUGUCGUCGGCGUCUCCAUCAUCGUCAUCAGCAUCGUCAGCGUCAUCAGCAGCGUCGUCAUCGGCUUCGCUCGCUGUGCGCGAGCGCUCGCCACAGACGGCGACGACGACGACGGUGGUGGCGCUGCUCGUGCCCAAAGUUGAGAGGCCUGACAGCGUCAACCUGAGCAGCGGUAGCAGCAGCAGCAGCGGCGGCGGCGGUGGUGGUGGUGUUUGUGGUGGUGUUUGUGAUUGUCGUGGUGGUAGUGAUGGUGUUUGUGGUGGUCGUCAUGGUUGUGGUGGUGGUGGUGGUGUUUGUGGUGGUGUUUGUGAUUGUCGUGGUGUUUGUGGUGGUCGUGAUGGUUGUGAUGGUCGUGGUGGUGGUGGUGUUUGUGAUGUUGUUUGUGGUAGUGGUGUUUGUGGUAGAGGUGUUUGUGAUGGUCGUGGUGGUAGUGAUGGUGUUUGUGGUGGUCGUGAUGGUUGUGGUGGUGGUGGUGGUGGUGGUGUUUGUGGUGGUCGUGAUGGUCGUGGUUGUGGUGACAGCCUGAGACGAGAAGCAAGCCCCAGGAGUGCAGUGUCGACAUUUUCGAUGCCGUCCACAAACUCGAAGCUUCACACGGGCGUCCCGUCACGUGGCCCGCAUGGACACCACGUGGUUGGUGGUGGAGAUUUUGUUGGAGUAGGAGGAGUAGGUUGUGGCGAUGGCCGUGACGACCGCAUGCCCCUAAGAUAUCAGCAGGCCCAGGGGAUGCUGCCUGCCUAUGAUGGUAUGCGGGACCAGCAGAGUGGAUUGUACCUGGGUGGAGAGGGGAGUGAACAGCAGCAGCGACAUCAACAGCAGCUGCGUGUGGAGGAGGAAGGGGUUGAAAGAGCAUCGCUCGAUUGCUCGCCGCAGAUUCAAGGCGUCAUCAAUCUGAGCACCGGUCAUAACCACCACCAACAUCAACAACGUCAUCAUCACCAUCAGCUGCAGUUCCACCACCACCAUCAACAAGAUCAGCAGCGGGCUGAUGGACAGCCUCAAGUCACAGCUGACGAGAUGUCAGUUGACGACGAAACCUGCUCACGAUCUCUUUGGUAUCAACACCACAACCACAACAACCACCACCAUAACAGUCACCAGCACCAUCACCAGCAGCAGCAGCAAGAGUUGUCCACGUAUGGCGUGAACAUAAAUUCUGACCACCACCAUCACCAGCAGCUGCUGAGCAUUCGAAGCAAUGCUGAUAAGACACAUGGAUUCCCGUACGCCGCUGCUGAUGGCUCUGACAACUAUCGCGUGGCGUUCAGAUCAACGCCUGCUACAUAUCGGCCGUUUGCUUGUGACGUGAAUAAGUACUGACGGUGGCUGGAGUCGCAUCGGGUUUUAUGGUUGAGCAUGCAAGGACUUGUGUGUGGGUCUCUGUAUGAAUCUAUGGGUCUCUCUGUGAGUGAGUCUAUGGGUCUCUGUGUGAGUCUAUCGGUCUCUGUAUGAGUCUAUGGGUCUCUGU
This is a messenger RNA of Lethenteron reissneri (Far Eastern brook lamprey), 2588 nucleotides long. RefSeq names its product forkhead box protein C1-like. Lineage: Eukaryota; Metazoa; Chordata; Hyperoartia; Petromyzontiformes; Petromyzontidae. Gene Ontology annotation, biological process: regulation of transcription by RNA polymerase II; cell differentiation; anatomical structure morphogenesis. Gene Ontology annotation, molecular function: DNA-binding transcription factor activity, RNA polymerase II-specific; RNA polymerase II cis-regulatory region sequence-specific DNA binding. The record is from RefSeq and is a predicted model, not a curated record.